This is a messenger RNA of Leguminivora glycinivorella, 2814 nucleotides long. It is a transcript of the gene Prp4k, whose product is annotated as serine/threonine-protein kinase PRP4 homolog. The record is from RefSeq and is a predicted model, not a curated record. The transcript has 14 exons. Lineage: Eukaryota; Metazoa; Arthropoda; Insecta; Lepidoptera; Tortricidae. Bases 162 to 2642 code for a protein of 826 amino acids. Gene Ontology annotation, molecular function: ATP binding; protein serine/threonine kinase activity. Gene Ontology annotation, biological process: peptidyl-threonine phosphorylation; mRNA cis splicing, via spliceosome; peptidyl-serine phosphorylation.
UGAAAUAUCACGGUAAUGUCACGUUUAUAUUUUGUAAUUUUCCACGUAAAAAGUGUUCUUAUAUAGCUGUAAAUAGUGUUAAAUAAGUUAAUCCGCAAGUUGCAGAAAAAAAUCCAUCUGGAUUAGAAGAUAGUUCAUCAGGACGACCUUGAGUAUUCAUCAUGGGAAAAGAGAGCAAAUUAGAAUCUGAGAAGGCCCUAAACGGCUCCAACGUAGACGACGAGACCCGAAAAAAGAAGAAAAGCAAAAAACACAAAAAGCACAAACGGAGCGAAGAAGAUGAAGACAGAGCUUACAAAAAAAAGAAGAAAUCCAAGAAGGAGAAACACAAAAGCCCGAAACCAGAGAGUGAGACUUCUCUAUCGGACGUGGAGGAACUUAUAAAAAAGAGCAGAGACCGGAAACCUCCGCCUAAAGAACCCUCAAUAGUCAAGGAAAAGAAUGGUGACACUAAAGACGAAGCUCUAGAAAUCAUAUCCUCAAACUCAGAAACAGAAAACUACCAAGAAGACUGCGCUAGCCCUGAACUAAAUAUGAUCGAAGACGAUCUAAAUCUAGAAGAACUUAUGAAGCAAAAGGAGCUGCUACAAGCGUUCCUCGUUGCUUACUAUUCUGAUAAAAGCGAUGACAGUGACAGUGAGAAAAAGAAGGAUGACGUGAUUUGCAUCAACGAUGACAAAUCACCGGUGGCCAAAAAAUCAAAAACUGACGAUAAAAGGAAAAAGUCUAGCAAAGACAGGUCCGCUGAAAGGGAGAAAGAGCGGCACAGAUCAAGAAGACACGAAGAGGAUUUGCGAGAGAUAAUAAAUAGAGAGAACAGGAAAGAGAUGGAGAAACGGUUAGAGUAUAGGGAGAGGAAAGAGCGCGAGCGUCGGAAACUUCACGAGGCGGAGCGGGAGAGGGAGCGGGUGCGCGAGCGGGAGCGCGAAAGGGAAAGGGAGAAGAAGCGAGAGCGGGAACGCGAGAGGGAGAGAGACAGACGGGAUAAGGUGGUGAAGCGUGAUCGAGAGAGUGAAGUGAGGCGAAGGCGGUCGCGAGAGCGGACGCCGCAGCGGCGCUCACGGCGGCCCUCGGACAGGGAUAGAAGGUCCAGAGAACGACACAGGGAUAGAUCCAGGGAUAAGCGAGGCGGCAGCAGGGAUAGACGCAAGAACUCCGGCAGCGAGGUAGCUCACCUAGUGGCCAGUUCCUCAGACGAGCUGGACAUCUCCAUCAACACUGAUGAUGAGGAGGAAACCGAGGAACAGAUCAUCGAGCGACGUCGGAAGCAGAGGGAACAACUACUCAAGAGGUUGGGCGGCGCCAAAGACGAAAAGGAUGACAAAAACGUACAACCUGAUCCCCACACGACUCCACCAAAACCCGAGUCGAAACCAGACUCCAAACCCGACAGACCCGAGUCCAAACCCGAUAGACCCGGUACGCCCGAACUCAAACCCGAGCCACAAGAUGAGAAACAGAAGGACAGGAGAGAAGAGGAUAGAAGCCACAAAGAGAAGAGGACGGGAGCAGAGUGGGAUAUGUUCGCUGAUCAGGACAAUUUCGAUGUAGAUAGCCCUACAGUCGGCCGGCCUCGAGGCAAGAACACUCUGGAGAAUCCGUCGCUCACAGAUAACUGGGACGACGCAGAAGGAUACUACAGAGUCCGCAUCGGCGAAUCACUAGACAACCGUUACACUGUAUACGGGUACACGGGUCAAGGCGUGUUCAGUAACGUGAUCCGUGCGCGCGACCAGGCGCGCGGCGGCGCCGACGUGGCCGUCAAGAUCAUACGCAACAACGAGAUCAUGCACAAGACGGGUCUCCGCGAGUUGGAGAUACUAAAGCGACUGAAUGACGCGGACGCGGACGACAAGUUCCACUGCCUGCGGCUGUUCCGCCACUUCUUCCACAAGCGCCAUCUGUGCAUGGUCAUGGAGCCCCUGUCCAUGAACCUGAGGGAGGUGUUAAAGAAAUACGGCAAAAACAGCGGGAUCCACAUAAAGGCAGUGAGGAGUUACACCCAGCAGAUCCUUUUGGCCCUCAAGCUGCUCAAGAAGACUGGAAUACUGCACGCUGACAUCAAGCCCGACAACAUCCUAGUAAACGAGAGCAAACUGCUGCUCAAACUGUGCGACUUCGGUUCAGCCGCCAUGGUUACGGAAAACGACUUCACUCCGUACCUCGUGUCCCGGUUCUACCGGGCUCCAGAAAUUAUCCUGGGGGUCCCUUACGACUUUGGCAUCGACAUGUGGUCCACAGCGUGCACCAUAUACGAACUGUCCACGGGCCGGAUAAUGUUCAGCGGCAAGUCCAACAACGAGAUGCUCAAGUACUUCAUGGACCUCAAGGGCAAGAUCCCCAACAAGAUCAUCAAGAAGGGCAUCUUCAAGGACCAGCACUUUGACGGCCAGUGCAACUUUCUGUACCACGAGCUGGACAGGAUCACUGAGAGGGAAAAAGUAGUGGUAAUGACCAGUAUAAAGCCAACGCGCGACCUGCAAUCCGAGCUCGCGCCCCCCCACCACCGGCUCCCCGCCAACGAAGCUAAGAAGAUGACGCAGCUCAAGGAUCUACUCGAGCGGAUGCUCAUGCUGGACCCGGCCAAGCGCGCCUCCGUCAACCACUGUCUGGCGCACCCCUUCAUACAGGACAAGAUAUAGCAUGGACAAAACUAGUUGUCAUUAUUGAAAAAUCACUAAAUUGACAAAUUUUGAUGUCUUAUAACCCUAGAUUAAAUAAAACAAGAUCAUACCAUCCCAUACAUUAAAAUGCGACCGCCUAAGACCGCGCUUACACUCCACCACACAUAGAUCACAAAAAAAAUGUUUUGUA